This is a messenger RNA of Helianthus annuus (common sunflower), 3061 nucleotides long. RefSeq names its product coatomer subunit gamma-2. Bases 186 to 2843 code for a protein of 885 amino acids. The transcript has 18 exons. Gene Ontology annotation, cellular component: endoplasmic reticulum; Golgi membrane; COPI vesicle coat. Lineage: Eukaryota; Viridiplantae; Streptophyta; Magnoliopsida; Asterales; Asteraceae. The record is from RefSeq and is a predicted model, not a curated record. Gene Ontology annotation, molecular function: structural molecule activity. Gene Ontology annotation, biological process: intra-Golgi vesicle-mediated transport; protein secretion; endoplasmic reticulum to Golgi vesicle-mediated transport.
ACCAAACAUCCUAUUGCAAUUUGCAAGGAUAGAGAGAGAGAGAGAGAUACAUAGAGCGGAGAUCUACUCGUAAACUUCCAGUUGCGCUCACAAUUUCACUCGUACCAACACAUAACACCAAGAUCUGAUUCAUACUCGCACUCAAUUGCAAUAUUUAGGUUUAAAUUUCAUACUCUCUCUCUACAAUGGCGCAGUACGUGAAGAAAGACGAUGAUCGUGACGAGGAAGCUGAGUACUCUCCCUUCUCUGGAAUCGAGAAAGGAGCAGUUCUUCAGGAAGCUAGGGUCUUUAACGAUCCUCAAUUGGAUUCGAGGAGGUGUUCGCAGGUUAUCACAAAGCUGCUUUAUCUCUUGAAUCAAGGUGAUACCUUCACAAAGACUGAAGCCACAGAAGUUUUCUUUUCAGUAACAAAACUUUUCCAGGCUAGAGAUGUCGGAUUAAGAAGAAUGGUUUAUUUGAUUAUAAAGGAGCUCUCUCCCUCUGCGGAUGAGGUUAUUAUUGUCACAAGCUCCCUUAUGAAAGACAUGAAUAGCAAGACCGAUGUGUAUCGGGCAAAUGCUAUUCGUGUUCUCUGUCGCAUUACAGAUGGAACACUUCUUACUCAAAUUGAGAGAUACUUAAAGCAAGCUAUUGUUGACAAAAACCCUGUAGUAGCCAGUGCAGCGUUAGUCAGUGGUAUCCAUUUGCUCCAGACAAACCCAGAGAUUGUGAAAAGAUGGAGCAAUGAGGUACAAGAAGCCGUUCAAUCAAGGGCCGCACUUGUUCAAUUUCAUGCACUUGCUUUACUCCAACAGAUAAGACAAAACGAUCGGUUAGCUGUGAGCAAAUUAGUGACCAGCUUGACAAAGGGCACUGUUCGUUCACCUCUGGCUCAAUGCCUGCUGAUUCGUUACACCAGCCAGGUUAUUAGGGAGUCAAGCAUGAACAGUCAAACUGGGGACCGCCCUUUUUAUGACUAUUUGGAAGGUUGUCUACGCCACAAAUCAGAGAUGGUCAUUUUUGAAGCAGCAAGGGCCAUAACGGAAUUAAGCGGUGUUACUAGCCGAGAAUUGACCCCUGCAAUUACUGUCCUACAACUUUUCUUGAGUUCAUCUAAGCCCGUACUUCGGUUUGCUGCUGUUCGAACAUUAAACAAGGUGGCAAUGACUCAUCCAAUGGCUGUAACUACCUGUAACAUAGAUAUGGAGAGCUUGAUUUCUGACCAAAAUAGAAGUAUUGCAACCCUUGCCAUUACCACACUUCUCAAAACAGGAAAUGAAUCAGGUGUUGAUCGUCUGAUGAAACAAAUUACCAACUUCAUGUCUGACAUUGCCGACGAGUUCAAAAUUGUCGUGGUUGAUGCCAUUAGAUCAUUGUGUUUGAAGUUCCCUCUUAAGUUCAGAACAUUGAUGGGUUUCUUGAGCAACAUCCUAAGGGAAGAAGGUGGAUUUGAGUACAAGAAAGCAAUUGUCGAUUCAAUCGUAACUAUCAUAAGAGAAAUUCCAGAUGCAAAAGAGAGUGGGCUUCUUCACCUGUGUGAAUUCAUUGAGGACUGUGAAUUUACAUAUCUUUCAACACAGAUUCUCCAUUUUCUUGGUAUCGAGGGACCAAAGACAUCAGAUCCCAGCAAAUACAUUCGGUAUAUAUAUAACCGUGUCAUUCUUGAAAAUGCAACUGUUCGAGCUAGUGCAGUGAGCACUUUGGCAAAGUUUGGUGCUAUGGUUGACUCGUUAAAGCCCCGUAUUUUUGUUCUGUUGAGGCGCUGUUUAUACGAUAACGAUGAUGAGGUUCGUGACAGGGCUACGCUAUAUUUAAAUACUAUUGGAGGUGACGGUUCUGUUGUUGAAACUGAUAAAGACGUAAAGGAAUUUUUGUUUGGGGCAUUGGAUCUUCCACUUGCCAACCUUGAAACUAGUUUGAAAAACUAUGAACCGUCAGAAGAACCCUUUGAUAUCCGUUCUGUAUCAAGGGAGGUUAAAUCUCAGCCAUUUGCAGAGAAAAAAGCUGCUGCUAAAAAGCCAACUGGUCUUGGUGCUCCUCCUGCGGGCCCCACUUCAGCCGUUGAUACUUAUGACAAGCUGCUGUUGUCAAUUCCGGAGUUCUCAACUUUUGGACAGCUUUUCAAGUCAUCUGCACCGGUGGAGCUCACUGAAGCCGAAACAGAGUAUGCAGUUAACGUAGUUAAACACAUAUUCGAUAGGCACGUUGUGUUCCAGUACAACUGUACCAAUACCAUUCCUGAACAGUUAUUGGAAGAUGUUACCAUUCUUGUGGAUGCUUCAGAAGCAGAAGAAUUUGAAGAAGUAGCAACUAAACCAUUAAAGUCCCUACCGUAUGAUACACCAGGACAAACGUAUGUUGCGUUCGAGAAACCGGAAGGGGUUCCUGCUGUUGGCAAAUUCUCCAACGUGUUGCGGUUUAUGGUUAAAGAGGUUGAUCCGUCAACCGGUGAGGCUGAGGAAGACGGUGUGGAAGAUGAAUACCAACUGGAGGAAUUUGAGGUUGUUGCAGCAGACUACAUGCUUAAAGUUGGGGUUUCCAAUUUCAGGAAUGCAUGGGAAAGUUUGGGCCCGGAUUUUGAACGGGUUGAUGAGUAUGGGCUUGGCCCAAGGGAGAGUCUGAAAGAAGCAGUUAGUACUGUUAUCAAUCUUCUUGGCAUGCAACCUUGCGAGGGCACGGAGGUGGUUGCGGCGAACUCAAGAUCACACACAUGCUUGUUAUCAGGUGUGUACAUAGGCAACGUGAAGGUACUUGUUCGAUUAUCGUUCGGAGUAGAUAGCGCAAAAGAGGUGGCAAUGAAACUUGCUGUUAGAUCAGAGGAUGAAGGUGUAAGUGAUGCAAUUCAUGAACUAGUAGCCAACUAGUCAAUUUAUCCAACAUGAAAUUACCAAACUCCACCUUAUAUAAUAAACAUUGUUGUUUUUUUGUUAAAAGAGUCAAUAAGACAUUUUUUUGAAGAGUAUAUGUAUUUGCUUUUAACUUCUUUUUGUUAUCAAGGGUGUUUUAAUAGGCAGACAUUUUUUAUAUUGUUUACAAGGCGAGUAUAAAUUUUUAUUUUUGUAAGCAUCUCGGUUUUGGUUAA